AUGGCCCCGCCUCUGCCACUUCUAGAGUUGCCACCCGGUGCUCUUGCGCUCAUAUGCUCGCACCUGAGUGCGGGGCAGCGGGCUGCCACACGCGCGACCUGCUCGCGCCUGCGGCGCGCGGCCAACGCUGCUGUCCAGACGGUCGUGCUGGCGCUGUCGCCCGCGGACCCGCCAGGCAUGCCCGCGGUCCACGCGGCGUCCCUGCCCGUGUGGUUCCCCGCGGCGACGCGCUUGAUGCUGCGCGGCGCGGGCAGCGACGAACGCGCGGAGGCAGGCAUAGAGCACCUGCGGCACCUGCCGCACGGCUGCUGGGCUGCCAUCACUGAGCUCCUGAUCGACCACAAUCUCUGCCUGUCAGACGAACUGCGCGCCGCGGCGCUUGCGGCGGUAGUGCGCCUGUGUCCCCGGCUGGAGGCCGCCGAUGCCCGCGCGGUGCCGCAGCAGCUGCGCGCGCUCGCGCCCGUCGCCGGCAGACUGCGGCGGCUGAGGCUGGGGCUGCCGUCGCCGCCAGUGCCAGCCUUCGUGGCGGGGGCAUUCGCCGCGCUGCAGGAGGCUGUGUAUGACCCAGACGCAGAGGAAAGACCGCAGCGGCGCGACGUGUGUGCAGCCCUCUCCGCCCUCACAGGGCUGGUUGAGGUGUCACUACCAUCCAUGCGGCUGUCAAGCAUUGACUCGCCCAUGCUCAUCCUUGGCUGCUACGCAGCACUCCCCAGCCUGCCGUGUCUCGCGCGCGUCGACCUUAUAGGCGAGAGUUCCCGCCUGCUGCGGGCUCUAGCGGGAUGCGCUGCGCUCAGGCACAUCAACAUCAUCGGCGACUUUCAAAGGAUGCCUCCAGGCGACCUGCUGUCGGAGAUCGGCGUUGUGACCAGUGUCACCAGCUUUGAACUUUGGGAGGACUGGGACGACGCCCCGCAUGAGUUGAAGGAAAGCGAGUUCCUGAACAUAGCGUCGGCCUUUCCGAACCUCGAGUCCCUCGACCUGGGCCAAUGCCUCUUCGGCUGGGAUGCCAGCGGCUACUGCGCCGUGCUUCCGCGGCUGCGGCGCCUGCAGGCCGCCUGCUGUUACGGGCUGCUGGAGGGCGGCACGCUCAAGAGGGGGGCGCCGGCGCUCGAGUCCUUGCUCCUUGGCACCACGUUCGAGGUGGACCCGCGGGGCUCUUGGGAGGGCCACGCCUCGCUGCGCGAGCUGGCGCUGGAAGACGUGCCCUACUACCUCCCGCCGCCAAGGGCGCUGGCAGAGGGCGAGGAGAGCAGCGAGUCUGAUAGGUGGGACUUGCCAGAGCGCACUCGUCUGGUCGACCUGUGUGCCCUGCAGAAGCUGCCCGCGCUGCGCUCCUUGCGCGUGGGCCUCCGGACAGACCCCUUGUGGAAGCGCGUCGACCGCUCCAGCCUCGACGCCGGCGCAGCCAGCCUCCACGCCUGGGCUGGAGGGUGGACGAGGCUGCGGGAGCUGUCGAUCGGAGGCACGGCCCGCGGCGCAUCGCCCGGGGUGUGGUUCGAUAUCGGCGGUGUGCUGCCUGUCCUUGCGGAGCAGCUGGGGCCACACCUGCGCACGCUCGCUGUCGACCCCUGCUCUUUUGUUUGCGGUGCGUCGGAGUUUGAGUCGCUCCCGGCGUGCCUCCGCACCUGCAUCCCGCAAUUUCGUGUGCUGGAGCGCUUCCUGAUUUGCUUCAGCGCAACAGCAGGGUGUGUGUCAAUGGAGGGGCGUGUGUCAACAUCGCCAUUCUCAAUGCAUACAUGCGACUUCAAGGCCACGCCAGAGCUCCUUGAGGGCUUGGUGGCACCCCUAGCAGGGUCCCUGAGGCCGCCGCGCCUGCAGAGCGCCAAGGUGCUGCUGCCCAUUGAUUUUGAGGACCGCGGCGCGACGCAGGACGAGGCGUGGCUUGCCGCCUUCCUGCGCGCGCUCAAUGGGUACCCGGGGCUGCGCGUUGAAACGUACUCAGAAUUGUCUAGGGGGCAGAGAAGCAAGCUCACGCCCUGGCUCUAUAAUGACUGA
Messenger RNA from Monoraphidium neglectum, 1995 nucleotides. RefSeq lists its product as hypothetical. The transcript is spliced from 2 exons. NCBI's taxonomy places the organism in Eukaryota, Viridiplantae, Chlorophyta, Chlorophyceae, Sphaeropleales, Selenastraceae. The record is from RefSeq and is a predicted model, not a curated record. Bases 1 to 1995 code for a protein of 664 amino acids. Gene Ontology annotation, molecular function: protein binding.